CAAUUUAUAUGAUAUACAGUAUAUGGCAUCUCAAUACUUCGCGAUAAAAUGAUAGGGCACCCAUAGAUUUUUGUUGUUUGAAAUCUAGUGCAACAUUUCAUCUAUACAAACAUUUCAUAUGCAAUAAUACAAAGGAUAUCCUUUCUUUAGUAACUUACAAAAAAGCCAGCUGCUAUUUACCCUCUCUUCUUUCAAGUUUAUUGGUUAAUAUAAAAAAUAUAAUAAGACAGAUUAAAUAAUUCUCGUAUGAAAAAUUUAAUAUAUUACACUAAUCUUACAUAUUCAUCUAUAACUAAUAAUUUGUCUAUUUUCCUUUUUAAUGAUCUCUAACAACGUUUAAGUAAAAAUUUAGAUAAAGGUUUUAUAAAUUUUUUGAAUAUUAUUUUCUAUUCUUACUCUACCACCGUCUUCAAUUUAUUUUCUGAUUUAAAUUGUUUUUCAUGUUUGUGUACAUUUUAUAAUAAUUCUACCCAAGUAUUCUUUAUUAUAUUUAGAUCUAGAGAUCUUUAUAACUAUUGUAAAACAUUUAUAUUAUUUUUUGUAAAAUAGUCUUUAACAAUUCUUUGGACAGAUAGAUUGUCCUAUUGAAAAAUGAAAAGCAAUAUAGACAGAAUGCUUUUCAAUUUCUUGUAUAAGUUUUAUGUAAAUGGCACUAUACAUUUUUUUUAUUGAUAAAUCUUAUAUUAAUAUUAUCACGAUAUCCAAUUGCUACUUAUAACAUAAUGCUUUCUUACCUGCAUUUCGCUUUAUUUUAAAUUAAAAAAUUCUCUUUUUCUUAGAUUAUGAAAGUAGUAAGACUAGCCAUUCACCCCAUCUAAAUAAAAUUUCUUUUCAUCAGUGAAGAUGAUAUUUCGCAACUUUUUCCUACAGCUAAUGUGCUCACAAACGAACUUCGUUCUAUCCUCUACAUGAUGUGAUUUUAACGGCGGCUUUCUUUUCAACUUUUUCCUUUGAAUGUGUUUAGAUUUAUUCAGUAUUCGUUGUACGUUUCUUAUAUUAGUGUUUACACCUGCUUUUCUGCAAUUUCUCGUGACGUUAGUCAUUGAAUUGGAUGCAAUUCUUAGAAUGACAUGGGUUUCUCGAGCAGUAAGAGCAUGCGGUCUUCCUGUAUUCUUCAAUUUUCCUUAUUAACUAUUAAUCGAAAUGACAUCAAAACCUGAAAUUACUUUGGAGCACUUUUAUAUCUUCAAUGGAACAUAUGCAAAAAAAGAAGGCGAAGAGGAGAAAAAGAUACUUUAUUAUUACCCAGAGAAAGAAUUAGAUGUACAAAUUAAAAAUAUAGGUCUUAGCGAAGCAAUUAUAAAAUUCACAGAAUCUUUCAAUCCUGGACAACCUUGUGAUUAUUGUCAUACACAUAAAACCCGUCAAAUUUACUAUCAACCAGAACCAGAUUUUUGGAUGGUAAUGAUUGUUGGUAUACCAUACAUCUGUAGAGAAAAGGAUGGUAACAAGUAUAUGGAAUAUCAAAAUGAUGAAGUCUCCAGUAGUGUUUGUCAAGCUAUAUUAAAACAAACCUAUAUUAUGUUUCGAUUAUUUAUGGGUUCUUUUGAAACAAUAAUCAAUGAUCCUGAUUGUGGUUCUAUAACUCUAUUAAAACAUAAACUUGAGCAUUUCUUUUCAAGAUACCUGCUAUCACUAAAAUUAAAUAACAGUGAUAUUUUGGAUGUUUUUCAAGGUUUACAAUUUUUACCUCUUGACAAAAUCACAUUUUUACAAGUGCAAUGCUUUAUGAAUCUUGUAGAAGCAAUGUUUUCUCAAGUAAAAUAUACAGCAUUCCUUUACAAUGAUCAGGUUGUAUGGAGUGGAUUAGAACCAGAAGAUAUGCAAGUAGUAUAUAAUUAUUUAGUAAGCACAUUAUUACCAGCUCAUCUUGAAAAAGAAUUACAUGGAGGAUCAAUGCCUCGAAAUUCUCCAUCGCCAUUUACAAGUUCUCAUUAUGGAAAGUUUAUUAUUGGACCUUCCAGUAUCAAUGAACCAAGUUUAGUAGGAAAAUCUCCCACAGUUUUCAUUAAUUAUUCAACCAAACCUGUGUCUUUAUAUUUAGUUGUGUAUCGUGCAUUGAGUGCUACAAUAUGUCUCUUUGUUGACAGUAAAACCAAUUUGCUAAUAGACUUUUUUAAGAGUUUAGAUAGUUUUCUUGGCCCACAAUUAACUACAUUAGUUAGUUGUGUAGCUGAACAAUGUGCAAAACAUGUAAUAGUAACACCAGAAUCAUCUACAAAAUAUUUAUAUUUUAAUAAACUUAAUCUUGCUUACAAAAGUACAAUACAUUUAGACAAUAGAAGAUGUUCUAAUGUAUUAACUACUCCUGAAGUAUUAAGGAUCAUUACUGAUAUAUAUAAUGAUACAAAUAGGUUAAAGGAAGCUGGUGAGAUCAUUAUUAAAACUAUAAGUGAUUAUUGGGUUAUUGGAAAAUUAUCAAAUUUGAGAGAAUUUUUUGUUGUAAUACAGCAAAAGAGUGCCAGUAUUCUAGAGAUUGAUGAUGAAGUAAAAAGACUUUGUGACAAACAGUUAAAAAGUAUAUUUUUCCACUGAAUAAAUCUCGAAUGUCCAAAAAAUUUAGAAAAUGUAUAUACAUUUCAACAAAUAUUAAUUUUUAUUUGUAGCUGUAAAAAACAAAGAUACUUUUAACUAUGUAUCAAUAGAAUAUUAUUUGCAAACUGAUCUUUUAAUUGCAAUUCUACAAACAAGUUGUAUAAUUUAUUUCUUCAAUGUUAUGUAAAAUAUAUAUAAUGUAUCCAUAUAUAUAUUUAAAUGUAUCUAUUUUCUUAAGGCACGAUAUAAACAUUAUAAAAUCAUUUUACAUUUUUAUUGUUUCCUUUAUUUGUUCUUGUUUAGGAAUAAUAUUGGAAAACUUUUUAAGUUUUGCUACAAAAAAUCCAUCCAUAUUGUGUGCAUGUGGAUAAAACCGUUUAGACAAUUUAAGAGAAGGAUGAAACCUAUAUUGUCUAUAAUUUGUAAAACCAUCUGCACCAAAUUCUAAACCAGUAGGUACUAAUUUGACAUCACGUUUCUUCAAAGCAUAAUCAACAAUCCACUCAUUUUCUUCUGGAAGAACUGAACAUGUUGAAUAAACUAUAAUACCACCUGA
Vespula vulgaris is the source of this 3091-nucleotide messenger RNA. RefSeq names its product vacuolar fusion protein CCZ1 homolog (gene Ccz1). Gene Ontology annotation, cellular component: intracellular membrane-bounded organelle; Mon1-Ccz1 complex. The transcript is spliced from 12 exons. Gene Ontology annotation, biological process: vesicle-mediated transport. Lineage: Eukaryota; Metazoa; Arthropoda; Insecta; Hymenoptera; Vespidae. The coding region runs from base 1144 to 2535 and encodes 463 amino acids. The record is from RefSeq and is a predicted model, not a curated record.